AUGGAGCCUUUGCAGGACAUCGAGCUGAUAUCACUAGCUGAAGACAUAGGUCCGGGCAAAUACUCAAAACUGUGCAACGCUCUGGGGUAUUCCUAUGCAGUAAGUCAAUCACACAUCGUCAAACAUCUCAACAACGUCAAUGAAGCUCUGGUGGAGCUCCUCAUCAAAUGGAAUAACAAUCAAGGAGACAGCACCCAAACUCGAUCCAUACUAGCAAGCAAACUCCAUGAAUUACGACUUGGCAAUUUAGGUGAUAGACUAUCGGAAGGUAAAUAUCUACCUAACCAGCGGGACUCACAUGACCACAAGAAAACUCCAGUGCAGACUAGCCCAGGUAUGAUUAUGUUAUGGCGCCGUAUUUAUUCUAAUUAA
Messenger RNA from Strongylocentrotus purpuratus (purple sea urchin), 372 nucleotides. RefSeq lists its product as uncharacterized. The record is from RefSeq and is a predicted model, not a curated record. The coding region runs from base 1 to 372 and encodes 123 amino acids. NCBI's taxonomy places the organism in Eukaryota, Metazoa, Echinodermata, Echinoidea, Camarodonta, Strongylocentrotidae. The transcript is spliced from 2 exons.